This is a messenger RNA of Durio zibethinus, 1186 nucleotides long. The record is from RefSeq and is a predicted model, not a curated record. NCBI's taxonomy places the organism in Eukaryota, Viridiplantae, Streptophyta, Magnoliopsida, Malvales, Malvaceae.
GUACCAGAAAUGUAUUAGAACAGGAGCCAUACGCUUAGCUUCAGGCCUUUGACCAACUGAAAUUAAUUAAAUUGGAAGCUUCUUAUAAGUUUGGGAGAAAUCUUGAAAAUAAACAAAAUAAAAUUAGUUAAAACAUUGAGCUUUUACCCAACUGAAAAUUCCACACGCCAGGAAAGCCAUCACUUUCAGCCAAAAAAAAUAUCAAAAGCAAAACCCAUUUGAUUUUCCAUUUCUUUCCCUUCGAUCCGUUCAACUCAAGUUUACUCUUAAAUUUUCUCAAGAAGAAAACUCAUUUGGAAGAAAAGAAAAACUUUCCCAAAAUGCAUGAUUUUUGCUUCACAAUCCCUUAUGGAUUGCUUCUUGUGGCUGGAGGAGUAAUUGGGUAUUUGAAGAAAGGGAGCCUAGCAUCACUUGUUGGGGGUGUAGGCACUGGAUUGCUUCUCAUUCUUGCUGGAUAUUUGAGCCUUAGAGCUUUUGAGAAGAGAACGAACUCUUAUUUUGCUUUGGUUCUUGAGACUGUUACUGCUGCUGUGCUUACGUGGGUCAUGGGUCAACGUUAUUACCAAACAUCGAAGAUUAUGCCUGCUGGAAUUGUCGCUGGGAUCAGACAUCAAGGUUUGCCUUGGAACGAGAACUGCAGUGUUUGACACAAAUGAAUGGUAGCAUAUUUCCAGAACCAUCAAAAUUUGAUCCGAUUACAUUUGAGAAUCCAGCUUGACUUCCACCUUACUGCUUCAUUCGAUUCAGAGGUGGACCUCGGAUAUGUUCAGGAUGUGAGUUUGCAAUGAUUGAAACCCUUGUUCCAAUUCAUUAGCUGGUUACCGGCUACUAUCAGACAACUUUUGCAGCAGGGAUCCACUGCCUGUUCCAACUAAAGGACUACCAGUUCAAAUCAGACCGACAAAACUGUGAUUUUUUUGCUUGCUUCAAAGAAACUUGCCUGUAAAAUAUAGUGUAAGAAUCUCAGAAUCAUAAUACCAGACCAGCGUUUUUCAACUGAAGAACUAAAUACUCCAAAUUCAACACUCAAGCCAAGCUUAAUUGAUUACCAACCAUGUUAGAAUUAGAGUAAACUCAAAUCAAAUAAGCUGUUGAGACUAGUUAAUCUGCAAGUAAACAUCGAAUGAAAAUCAUAAAACAAGCAAAAUUAGAACAUUACAGUUCCAUAUAACACUAAAAUUUGACU